This is a messenger RNA of Oryctolagus cuniculus (rabbit), 13162 nucleotides long. It is a transcript of the gene TMEM74B, whose product is annotated as transmembrane protein 74B. The record is from RefSeq and is a predicted model, not a curated record. NCBI's taxonomy places the organism in Eukaryota, Metazoa, Chordata, Mammalia, Lagomorpha, Leporidae.
GGCGACUGGCCGGCCCUAAGGGCCCGGGAGGGCACCUGGGUUCUACCUGGGGCUGCGUGCAUGUGUGCGUGUGUGCGUGCAUGUGCAUGUGUGCAGAGCUGAGGGCAUCCGGGCCUGGCGCCAAAGGGCUCUCCAGCUGCGGGGAGAGGCAGUCGGCGGGGGAGGGUCCCUUCCUCCAGCAGCCCCCCGCCCCGCCCCUGCGCCCGGAGAUCGCGGGCUCACGGCUCGGGUUCCCUAAGCCCGGGCGCAGGCGGCGCAGACCCGCCCUCCGGAGAGGGGAGGAUGCCUUGGUGCCCCCCAACGCCAUCCCCGAUCCAUCGCCCGCCGUGCUAACUCUCCAGACGCCCUCGCCAGCUGCGGGCGGAGCUCGAUCCGCGUUGCUCGAGGAUCCUCGGCCCCCGCCCCUUCCCCGGUCCCUCCCUCCUGGAGCCCCCCAGCGGCCGCCGCCGCCGCCGCGGUACAGCCCGGCGCGGCGCGAGCAGCGGCCAAGGGGCCAAGGGAUGAGCUGGGACCCUCCCCUCAAAUGGCAUCUUCCCCUGGUCUGGAACUGAAGACGCUGAGCAAUGGCCCCCAGGUCCCUAGGAGACCAGCUCCCCUGGGCCCAGGCGCCCCGCCCAGGGAGGGUGUGGAAAAUGCCUGUUUCUCCUCAGAGGAGCACGAGACCCGUUUCCAGAACGCCACGAAUGCCAGUCCCACCGGGGGUGUCCCUCCACUGUCCCGAUCCCAGCAGGACGAUCUGUCUGUGCACUCGGAGGAGGGGCCGGGCCUGGAGCCCGUGAGCCGCCCCGUGGAUUACGGCUUCGUUUCCGCCCUGGUUUUCCUGGUGAGUGGGAUCCUCCUGGUAGUGACAGCAUACGCCAUCCCCCGCGAGGCCCGCGUCAACCCGGACACAGUGACAGCGAGGGAGAUGGAACGGCUGGAGAUGUACUACGCCCGCCUGGGCUCCCACCUGGACAAGUGCAUCAUCGCGGGCCUGGGGCUGCUCACGGUGGGCGGCAUGCUCCUGUCCGUGCUGCUGCUGGUCUCCCUGUGCAAGGGCGAGCUCUACCGCCGGCGGACCUUUGUCCCUGGCAGAGGUUGCAGGAAGACGUAUGGCUCCAUCAACCUGCGCAUGAGACAGCUCAGCGGCGAUGGGGGCCAGGCCCUGGUGGAGAAUGAAGUUGUCCAGCUCCCGGAGCCCAGCCACACCCUGCAGCGGUCCUAAGAAGGAGCCUGCAAGUCUGGCUGCUUUAGCUCCAGGGCUGCUCCAAGGCCUGGGGGUUUCAAAUGGAGCCUCCACCUGGGGCCAGUGGGAGGAGUCUCAGGGGUGGAGGGGGAGCCCCCUGGGGCCUGACGCAGGCCCCACUACAGUGGGAGCCCAGGGAGCUGUUUUGUAGCUUGAAGUUUUGCAAAAGGUUUUGGUUGGAGGAUGGCUUCUGCUGCUAAAAAUACAAAAGUUUGGAAACUGCUGCUCCUGGAAGGUGAGGUUUCAUGGCCUGAGGACUGGGAGCUGUUUGGAAGGUUGCCCACCCCGUGCCUGGGGUCUGGGACUCCCGUUGUCCUCAUCAGCCAUGUGCACAAGUUGGGUGCCCUUGGCGGGGCCCUUUUCAGCCUGAACCAUCUAGGGUGGGAGGCGGCUGCAUGAGGAGGGGAGAAGGAUGCGCCUGCAGCACCCGUGUGGACUAACCCGCGCCCCUUCCCUAUCCAGGCCUCAGCCACCCUGUCUGUAAGGGAGGGCUGGGACGGAAUGACCCCUGGGGUCCCUCCAGUUCUGCCAUGGGGACAGAAACCUGGGCUCUGUUCUGGCCACCCCUUCAGGGCAAGAGGGUGUCUCUGGGCACUGAUCGCUCUCCAUGCCAUUUGCUGGCCUGACCUUGGAGCCCACCACUGCCAAUCAUCAGCAGCUCUCGGGGUACUGCUUCCAAGCCCCGUGGUUGGCCUGGGCUAAGUCCAAAGUCUCCUACAGCCUGGUUUUGGUCUUGGGGUCUAAUUUCCUGCAGUCAUGCAUUUUAUACAGUCAAGUACACAGCAAGGGCUUUGCUGUCUUUCUGUGGGCAUGAGGCUGGCCUUUGUCACCUCCCCCUCAACAAUGGGAAUCUUAUCCAGCAGAACAAUCUAAAUAUUUGGGACUGGCCCUCCCGCCUCAGUCGUAAAGUGCGGCUACCAGCUCCGUGGGGAGGACUUGGGCACACCCGGCGUCCUGGGCGCUCUGGCUGCAUCGAUUGCUGUUUGCUCCUAUUCGCUUGUGGAAUAUUCCCAGCCUCCUUCCAGGCUCUCUAAAGACCAGGCAAGGAAGCAGGUGCUAGGGGGCAGGAAGAUGAAGGUGUUUGAGGAUGGGGGGAGGCAGCGCUCGGUCCGCAGGGCCCUGGAAGUCUUCACACCAGUGAGCCCCUGCUGCCUUGCAGGUCCUGCCUCCUGGGGCUCCUGACUGUCUUGCCAGUGGAGGGAGUGAAGGUCCGGGAGCCUGGUCUGCAGAGGCCUGAUGGCCUGUAACACGAGCCCUCAGCCCGGGGAGUGGGCCAUCUGCGCAGUGUGAUGUCACAGCCCCAAGGCUGAUCGAAUGUCUGCUCUGCUCCUGCCAGGGGAAGAGACCCAGGGGGCGGAGGACCAGGCUUGCCUCCCUUCUCCUCUCAGGUUCCACCAUGGUGUGAAAGGGGGCGGGGUUUGAAAAGAACAAAGCCCCAAGAUGGUGGAGAGUCCCAAGUCCUGGGCUCCCACUGGUAUGUUCACUCCUCCCAGCCUUAACAGGAGCAGUGGCAGGAAGCAGUGUGAGCUGUUCUGGGUAACUAAAGCUGAAUGGGACAUCCUGAGUAAGGGGCUCAGGUUUCGCAAAUCCGUAAAGAUGAUAAUAAAAAUAUUAAGGAUCUCUGUGAUGGGGUGGGGGUGGGGGGACUUACAUGGAGACGAAGCCUGUUGAUGCUGCAUCUGGGACCGUGAAUUCCUAUCAGGUUAAAGGCUCUGAAAUGUAUUUAGGGGCUGAAUCUGUUAGAAGAUCAAAUCCCAGGAAUCUCCGGCUUUCUUCAAGCCAGAGAAGCCUGCUCUGCGUUCUAAUGUAAACUCCUUUAGAGAUGUGUAUAAUGGGUUGAGGCAGUCAUUACUUUGUCGGUGAAUUAAGAAAACUUGAGAGAUGCCAACAUUUCCCUAAGAUUGCAGCUGAGGUCUCCCAGCCGGCGGAGCAGAAGCAGGUGUAGGAAGGUGUGAGGAGCAGUCUGGGGGAGGGUGCUGAGAACUCGGCAGGUUUCUCUGGGAGUAGGUUUGGAGUCAUCCCAGGGGCCCCUGUGGUCACUGGAAUAUGCCUCAUCUCCCGGCAGACAGGCUUCUAGGACUCCCAGUCUGCUUUGCCAAUGUCUGAACAGAUACCGAUUUUGGAGUUGGUAAGACCAGGAUUUGAAUCCAUGUUUGGCCAUUUUCUGUGUGACCUUGGGCAAGUUACUCGACCUCUCUGAGCUUGGGUUUCUGAGUGAAAAGAGCCUACGAGGGGAAAUGACGCCGAUCAGAGGUAACUGGAUACGCGGUGGCCAAGGUCCAGUAACAGUGAUGUUCCCUUUCCCCACCCCAUUUGGGGGUGACUGCUGGGUCUGAAACCACGGACCAACACCUCGGCCUGUCUCAGACCCACCAGCUGAUCUGAAGAGUCUGACGCUGGCCACCCCUGGCCCCUCGCCCAGUCCAGGGAUCGCACUGGUGUCCUGGCGUUCUCUCCUGUCCACCUUCCUUCUCAGCUCGUCCUGCCCUUGGCAGCUGGAGGGAGCUGACGGGGCGGUCAGGUCCUGUUGCCCUCUGUCUGAAUGCGAAGGCGCCCUCUUGCUCUGGCAGAGCCAAAUUCUCACAGCCAGAGGCCAAUUUCCUGCAAGACUAGCCAAGCCGGAGGGGCCAGGCCCCUCAUUUGGCCUGGGCCCCUUUCGAGGUGCUGAAUUGCCUUUGGUGUUUGUGGCUUUAUUUUUCCUAUGGGUGGCCCCCUAAAUUGCAUAGGUUUCAGGUCUCCCCAACCUGAGUCUGUCCCUCUCAGUGGCCUACAAUGUCCUGCACAAUCUGGCCCCUGGGUCGCUCUGACCUCACUCCAGUUCAGCCAUAUUUGCUUCCUUGUCAUUCCUCAACUUGGCAGGCACACUGCUGCCUCAGGACCUUUGCAUGUAGUUUUCUCUCCAUAUCUGCAAGGCCUAGAUUGCACCUCUUUAGGGGCUCUAUUCAAGAUCACUGCCCAGUGAUACCUGCUGACUACCCUGUUUAAAGUCUCUCCCACCUCCUGGCCAAACCCCACCCCGUUUUCUCCUCCUGGCCUAACCCCCACCCCCUUUCCUCCUUCCCUGCUCUGUUUCCCUCUGGAGCUCUUACCACCCCCUGGCAGGCCAUGUCUUAAUUUCUUGUCUAUUCCUCCCACCUCCCCCACCAGACUGCAGGCUUCUGGCAUUUCAGUCUAACUGGCUCAUGCUGUACUCCCAGUACUAGAAACAUCCACACAUAGUAGGUGUUCACUGUUGAAGGAAUGGAUUGGUAAAUGAAUGCAACAAGUUUCCUGCACCUGCUGGGGCAGCCAGGCCCACACGGUGUCCUGGAGCCCCCCAGUCCCUGCCCAGCUCCUGGUGUCUCAUCUAGAGGUAGGAGUCAGUGAUGGAGAAGAGCUGAAGGGGCUUCAAUACCACUGGUCCCUGUAGCUGGAGCUUGGGGACCUGUCUGCUGUCUGUGCUCCUGUCUAGGCCUUGAUGAAGGGAGACCCUCCUCCUGCAGCCUUUUCAGGACAAUUAUGCUAGGAGGUGUUAGCUGGGUGUCCAGGAGCUGAGAUCACCACCCAGAAUCUCCCUGACCAGGCCCUAGGUGCCCAGGCCAAUACCCAGUGUCCAUCUCACUCCUGUCACUUAGCCAGGCCCCCUGCGAGUCUCCUGGCUAGAAAUGCCUGGCAUCCCACUUUAAAUGCUCGCUUUCUUGGGAUUGAGCAUUCUCUUCCCUGGGAGUCCCUUAAAGAUGUCUUCCUCCCCGCAUGUGCAUCCACACACAGGCACACGCCCAUAUGCCCAUACCUGAGCAGGCACACCGUGCACACCCCUGCACUUCUCCUUCCUGACGUCUCUCAGAAGCCAUGGACAUGCAUUCUCGUGAAGCAGCUCCUAGCCAGGGUGUGCUCUGGGUGAUGGACCCUGUUUUCUCUUUCUCCCCCAGUCAUUGGUCUUGCCGACCCCAGGCUGCCAACCUCACAGCCAUUGCCCUACUUCCCCUCCCCCAGCUUGGCUGCUGUCUCUGUAUCCAUCCAGCGCUCCCUCCACCCCCCUUGCAGGGAAGGGGAGUUCCAGGAGAGUUUCCACCUAGCAUUUUGGAGGGGACCACAUGGUCCUGGGAUGCAGAGCAGGCUAGCCAGGUGCUGCUGGUCACCCCUUUCCCUGUGGGCCUUUGGGCAAAUCUCUCCACCUCUCUGGUCUCCUAGAGGCACACUGAACACCUUCCCGCUCUGCCUUCACAGACUGCGGGGCCAGGAAACACAAGCAGUUCUCCAAGGCUGCACACACAGCACCUGUGUCUGGAGAACUUCGAAGGGGUAGGAAUGCGAAGGGGGGCAUUAUGAUGAAGCCGUGUCAGGUUCUGUCAUGGCAUAGUGAGGUGUCAGUGGCACUGGCAAAGCCAAGGAAGUGCCCUUGGUUUCUCCUGGGAAGUAGACUUGCCCUAAUGUUGCUGAAGAGGCAGGUGUCAGUUGGGGAAGGGAAGCUGGCCUGGGCUGGAGUGGUAGGGGGCGCCCUGGCAGUGGAGGUACUUUAGCACUUACUGGGCAGGUGUUGGGUAUGUUCAGGGGUGCAGCACAGUUGGGUAGGAUCUGGCCAAGAGGCUCCUCAAACUUCCACACCUCUCCUUUGGGGACAGCCAGUGCCACAAUGGCCAGAGACUGGUUCAAGGCGGUAACAAUAUGGGCCCUGUUCUGUCUUCUUGUCAGUGGCCCAGACCCCCUGGUCCCCACACCAUUCCUCUUCCUGGGCUGGGCUGUGUCCGAGCAGAUGGCCAGGAUGUCAGAAUGCUGCAGAGGUGGCAGCGUGGCCACUCUCCAACUCCUAGAGCUGAGUGCAGAGGGCCUGGAGGCAGAGCCCCUCGUGGAGGGCUUCUGCCGGGGGUCGUGCAUCAGGUCUGUGAGUGGGAGCAUUGCCUCCAGAGGCUGGCGGCCUGGCUGCCUGGGAGUUGCUUGGGGCCUCCUCAGGUGCUCCGCAUGGGAGGCAGCAGGGCUGGGAGCAGCACCUUCCCCAAAGGCUGCAGCGAGCAGUAAACGAGCUGGCGCUUGUAAAGCACUUUGCCUGGCGCAUGGCUCUUCAUGACUGCUCACAGGUGUCGGCCCUCCAGGCAGCCACUCUGCCUUCCUCCUGGAAUGGGGUGCUGUGGGCUGGUCACAGGCUGUCUGGGGACACAGGACAGUGUUGGCCACUGCUGUGAUGGAGGCAGGGUGGGUGGCGUGUCUGCGAGGGCUGCAUGCAGAGGGGGUGCCUCAUUGAGCUGGGGUCAGAAAAGCCUUCCUGGAAGGGAGGAGGGCUAACAAGGGCUGAGUAUAAGGAAAGGUACUCGAGGCAGAGAGGAACAGCACCAGCAGAGGCUCAGAGGUCUAAACAGCCAGUGUGCCCUGGGUGUUGAGAGGAGGCAUGCUGAAGGGCAGGGGCCCAGAGCGGGGCUUUGUGCUGCAUCCCCUGCAGAAUGGGGCUGACUGACCAGAGUACUCAAGUCACAGGGUCAUUACCAGGAUGGAAUUCACAGGGGGACAGUUCGUGGCAGCCCUUAAUAUCGCUUGCAGAGGUGUGUGGCAGGAAGAUCCUCUGAUAUCAGAUGCAGUGUAGAGGUGUCUGUGACACUGUGGGAUCCAGCACUCAGCCACCCUCCCGGGGUCCCCGCUACAGAGGUCACAACCUUAAGCUCCAGGCCUCCAUCUCGGCAGCCCGUCCCGUCUUGGCCUCUGAGUCAUCAGAGUCAAGGUGGCAGUGGCUGCUCUCCUGGACCUGGCAGGAGGUAAGAGUGGAAGGGAACUCACUAAUCAGCUUUUCUGGCAGGAACGCUGGCCUCAGGGGAGCAGGAAGGUAGGGAAGAAGGCGGCUGCUAUGCCAACCUCUUACUGGGUGGCGCAGUGUCUGGGCCAGCGCUGACUUCAGGUUAAGGGCAGUCAGUAAAAGGCAGCUCUCUCUCAUCUCUCUUCCCUUCCUCCACUCUCCAUCCUCCUCUUUGUGAUUCCUUUGUGCCUCUCUUUCCACUGAAACUACUCAGGGGGGGUCAGGCGGCCACAGGUGAGUCGUUCCCAUUGCUGACUCCCUGCCAGCUGCCAGACUGUCCUCCUCAAAGUCCCUCCCCUCCCCCAUCAAAGAUUAAAGCAGAGGCCCAAGUGCAAAUGCCUGCAGGGCCUGGCAGGUGACACUGAUGAGUGCAGCAGGUGGCUGGGAACAGCAGUGGCAGGAUUAAAGGGGGCGCCUGCUCUCUCCAGCCCUGGCCGGCUGCUGCUCUGUGGUGGCUGGGCUCAGGGUAGCCAGAGCUCCAGCUUUUUCAGCGGCAGCUGGACAGCCGGACCUCUGUGUGGGUAAAAGGAUGCUAAAGGGGAUUAUCUUACUGCCAGCGAACUGCGAACUGCAGCUGAGGCCAAGGGACUGUCCAAUGGAUGCCGCCUGCUGGGCCCAGACAUCCACAUCCUCACCCCCUGGGGCUUAAUCCAUCACUCCCAGAAAUGGAAGAGCCCUCCAGAAGGGGACUGGCCUCUGCCACUGGGCUGGAAACUUGCAGAGCUGCAGGGCCUGCAAACCAUCCAGGAGCGCCCAUCCGAGCAUCCUUCAUUCUCUCAAGGGUUUGCGCACCUACUCUGUACUAGGCUUUGGAGAUAAGUGUGGAAGAGAGAAAGACCAUAAAGAGAAUGUUCUCAAGAGGGUGCAAGGUGCAUUCUGGAGCCCACUGUUUAUGAACAUGGAGACGAGGCCUGUUUCUGACCAGAACAACUCCUGAGCUGGCAGGCCCAUGGGAACAGCCCAAUGCUGGCUUGAAGGGGUAGUGAUGCGGGGGAUCAGGAAGGAGGGCGGCCCUGCAUCCCCUCCCUGAGCUCUGAGGCCUGGAAGGCAGGUGGAGGGCCCUGGCACGCCUGGUGCUCAAGAGCUGCUGUGGCAGAUGGUAGGUGACCGCCGCCAGCAGAUGUGCUGGGAGCUUCCGGCAGACGUGCACCCUUUGAGGGCCCAGGGCAAAGCUCUCACCACCUCCAUACACUAUGUGUGCAGCCUAUUGGAGACCACAGAAUCAAAACAACCCCCUCAAACCCUAGAAUUUAGAGAAAGACCACCUCCUCCCACCCUCUUCUCCAUCAGCAAGACCAGGGAAGAGGCACUUCUUGUGGCUCUCUCCUCUUCCCCGACCACACCAGAGGAAGUCAGAGGGGACUUCUUGGAACUGGAAGUGAGUUGGAAAGUAAAUUGGGUUGGACUAAGUUUGAAAGUGACCAGUUAACUACUGGCUGGGUCCCAGCUGCUGAGAUGAGAAAGGGAGGUUUGACAGAGCUCAGCUGGAUGAAAGGCAAACAGUGAACAAGCAUGAGGUAUUCAACUUCUAACAACCUAGAGUGUUCUGUGCCUGGCCCUCUUCUAUGCCUUUCCAAUCCUGCUCACACAGUCCCAUGACUACCCCACAGAGGGGCCCAUCAUUACCUCCAUACAAUGAAGAGCUUUGGCCCAGGCAGGUUAAGGAAGCUGCCAAAGGUCACACAGUGGGUGAAAAGCAGAAUCAAGUUAAUAACCUGCUCAUGCAUCCCAUCGAAGAACACGCAGGCCAGUCGGAGCAUGGGCUGGGGGCUACUACUCUGAGGUCUGGAGUUACGUGGGAACUAGGAAGCUCUGCGGCAGGGAAGAGGAAGGCAUAUGGGGGAGUACUGAACUCAGGCCCACGUCCACUUAGGGCCAUGGAAUACUACUGGUGAGCAAGACCUUAGAGACAGGUGCACCUUUACCUCCAUUUACAGAUAGGAAAAGUCAGAGGGGAUAGGAUGUGUCCACAGUCACCAUGGCUUAGCCCUCAGCCCAUUCUUCUCCUCAUAUGCUUCUCACUUGAAUUUAUGUCCUGGGAACUAAGAAAGGAUAAGGGCUCCUGUGGGUGUAGUCUGAAGGAGAGGGAGAGGGCAGACUCUGUAUUUCGACCAAGACACCUGGGUCCAGUCUGUUUGUCCUCAAGACUGGGCCAGAUGAUCCAAGUGGACUGGGGAACAGCAGUUUGGCCUAUCCUAAUGACCACCCCCAGCAGAUUGACAGAGGGUGGGCGCUGACCAGGGUGCUGAAGCUGAAGGACACCGUCUGCUUUGGACAGUGUUUAGUGAAAUGCCUUGGUCUAGGUGGCAGGUCUCUGUGGCCUGGGAAAGUCACUCAUUCAGUGGCUCUGAAUCUACCUCUUUACCUGCUCAGUGGGGAAGAUUAACUCUCAUCCUACCAAACUUAGGAGGCCAAGUGACAGGGCCCUGUAUACAUCCCCCAGGGCCCAAAGUGGGCUCUCAGGAAUUCACCCUCAUGGGCUUUUUGAGUGUUUCUUCUGUAGAAUGGAGGUUGUGAUGGGUGGUUUUGGGUGCCUGUUCAACCUGGGUGCCAAGAUUACAGGUAGGAACAGAGGCUCAAUUUGCAAACAGGAUGGAUUUCAGUCUCAGACCAUCCUGGGGAUUAGGUACCUUCACACAGAUCCUGACUUCACCCUGUAAGUGCCAGACAAAUGCUUUUUUCUUUCUCUGGGGGCAGCCCAAGGUUCUUUCCUCUUGUCCUUGAGCUCCACCCUUAUCUACUCAUAUGGUCUCAUUAAUAGUAGCAGCUAGUACCUACUGAGCCUCUGCAGGCUGCUAAUAAGACACAUUAUCAGGACGGAUCCUGCAAGAAUUCUGCAGGUGGAGGUGGUGCUCUUCUUGCAGAUGGGAAAGGCCACGUACUGGCUAAGGCAGCACUGGGAGUCACACCCAUGUCUGCCCAAAUCUGAGACCCCUUCUGGACCUAGAAGGAGUUACUGGGCCUUUCCAGCCCCUCUUUCCCAGUUCAAAAAAUGGGGAUGACACCUCAAAGAUUUGAACAUAAUGAAUGCUACCUUACAAGAGUGCUUAUGUACUUAGACAUACAUGAAACACAUUUGGGUGACCAAUGAGGGUAAGGGAAUGGAAUAGAUACUGGGGUUAUAAUAGGCACACACUUAAAACAGGAGGGUUCUUGCAUGCAUUAAUCAUAAUGUGCCAUCAAGCAGGAAUGACUGACUCAAUUCCUUGCAUUUGAUAAACAGGUGAAAAAAAGCUUCCACCCUUGAACUUCUUAAACUUUAAUGUGCACAUGAAUUAUGGGAAGAACUUGUUAAAAUGAAGAUUGCUGUUUGGUCUGGGGUGGGGCCAGAGAUUCUGCAUUUCCUGACAAGAUCCUAGGUGAUGCUGCUGCUGGUGGUGGUCCAAGUAGAAAGAAUGGAAAGUCUUUCUUUCCCUUCUCUGUUCUCAAACUUGUGUGAUUACAUCAAUCAUAGAGAAAUUUGUAAAAAAUGGGUUUGAGGGCCUUACCCUAGAGAUCUGGGUGGGGCCCAGGAUGUACUAAUGCAUACUUAGAGCAAGUAUCUCAGGAGAUAGGCUUGGCACGCAAGGCUGUGGGACAUCCACUUGGCCCGUGGCACCAACACAGAUGGGAGACUGGCUUACCAGACCUCUGUCCAAUGCACUUUACUGACUGGAAAGGUGGGAAAAGGAAAAGGGACCUCCAUUGCAGCUACAGGUUGAGAGUUGAUGUAGAUCCUAACAAUCAGAAGCAUUGAACUAAUCCUUCAACUUGGACCUGAGCUGAGUGGGGUCACGCUGGCGGCACUGGUGCAGCUCUGCAGUUCCUAAGCUCCAAGUCAUGGCAAUGACGACGACGUGAUCUCUGCAUGCUAACCUCUUUGGCUAAAAAAAUUAGUUUCUUUUUACUACGACUGCAGACUUACACUUCAGCAGUGCCCUACUAAUCUCUCGUCCCUCUGAACCCUCAUCACAUUGUGACUCACGACACUCACCUUGUGUGGCUCAUCUGUAACAGUUAGUCACAUGGUCCCCUAGGGCCCUCUCUUAGACAUUGCCAUCAACCCCAUAUUCCUCCAACCCUUCCACUUUGUAGCUCCCUUCAUCCCUGCCACUAGUAGGGUUUUCUGUCAUUGCUGCUUUUUUGCAUUCUGGGGUCUGUCCUCAGUCACCCAGGCUUGCCACCCCUCACUGGCUGCCACCUUUGCUUUCUGAUCCCAUCCUCUGGGGGCAGAUUCAGGGCUACCAGGGGUAUGCCUUGUUGGCAGUCCAAGAGCAAACAAUGCCUGGGAUUUGGAUGCCUGCCUUUGAGUCUCUCUAUUGGUGCAAAAAGUCAACAAUGGUCUACAAGCAUGAAACAUUUGACAGAGAAAUCUGGGCGUGUGUGCCUGUGGGCAAUCUUUCCUCUCCUAGGGGUAGAACCUGUCUUUAUUGGAAUUGUACCAAAAUGGACAAGAUUAGGUAACAGACUACAGAUUCCAAUUUUCCUGUGAAGAGACACAUGAAUCAGUUACAAAAAAGUGCCAUUAAUGACAACAGAGAGGGAGCCCACGAGGAAAGCUGGGUUCCAGAGUGAGGCUGUAUGGGACUGGCUGCCCUCUUUUGAACUCUUGUCAACAGGCACUGGCCACCCAGCACAGGAACAGUCUCCAUUCUGAGCACAAUAUAUUCUUGGGACCUUAAGAGACUCUUGAUUUCUCAAUGGAGGUUGGCAGAUGCUCACAAUUAGAUAAAUGUGAUGAGAAACACAGCCAGCUCUGAGAACUAGGGAGGAGACAAGCUAAGGAAGAGAAGGUGGGAUGUGAGUCAGUGCAUCCCAGAAACAGAACUAGUGGUCCAUGGCAUUUCACCACCAACAGACAAUCACUUAGAACCAGGCCUUUAUUGUACUUGUAAAGUCAUUGGAUGAACAAUUAAAUUUUGCACCAAGCAAAAGUGAUGCUGUGAAUCUCACUAGAAAAGGCCAUGGAAAUUUCUUGCAUCAUAUCAAGCCGAAAACAUCUCCCAAAGUCAAACACAACUCCUCUGCAGCUCACCAGCCAUGGUCACCCAUGGUCUAUUCCCCAUGGUGAGUGCCUCUGGUCUCUGCCUUGUUUAGCCUAGGUCAAAUUUCUUCUUAAAAAUAAAUAGAAGGCAAAACCCACAAGAUACCACUUCACACCCACUAGGAUGGUGAUAAGCAAGAAGAUGAAGAAUAACCAGUACGAGGAAGUGAAGCAACUGGAACCCUCACAAGUUACGGUGGGAGGGCCUAGUGGUGCGGCUGCUGUAGAAAAAAGCUUGGCAGAGUCUUGGAACGUUAAACACAAAGUUACCACGUAAUCCAGCAAUGCCGUGCCUUGAUUCCUACUAGCCAAAAAGCAGUAACCCAACUGUCCACCAACUGGUAAAUGAGCGAGCAAAAUGUGACAUAUUCAUGCAAUGGGCAUUAUUCAGCUACACAAAGGAAUGAAAUACAGACAGAUGUUUCAAGAUGAGCGCAUCUUGAAAACAUUACACCCAGUGAAAGAAGCCAGAGACAAAACGCCACUAGGAAGUGACUCCACUUAUGAGAACUGUCUAGAAUAGGCAAAUCUUUAGUGAUACAGGGAUAGAUUAGUGAUUUCCUGGACUGGGGGUUGGGAGGAGGGAGAAAGGGAGUGACUGCUCAUGGGUAUGAAGCUUCUUUUCAGGGUGGUGACAAUGUUCAGGAAUUGCAUAUGGUGAUGGAUGCACAACACUGUGAAGAUAGUAAAUAAAGCUCACUGAAUCGCAUAUUUGAAAAAGGUGAACUUUUGGUCUGUGAACUGUAUCUCAAUAAAGCUAUCACUAAGAAAGAACAGGUUAUGAAGUGUGGAUGUUUAUUGUUAAGGCUACAAUUUGGGGGUUCUACAAAACACACACCUGCAACGUCCCCACCUGCUGCUCGGGGAGGACUCACAGCUGGAGGGAAGCAGCCCACGUCAAAUCCAGCACCAACAGCUUGACCAGGAAGUUCCUAAACACCCCAUUCCCUGCCCACACGCAACAUCUAAGACAUGGCCUGUGCUCCUCCUUGAUACAGGGAGACCCACGUAACAAACAACUGAUUCUGAAGAGGAAUCACUAUAUUUUCUGCUUCAGAAAACAGAAGUAUGUGUAUGAUUGUAUUUUCAAACUUUGCUCUAGAAAACGUAAGUGGAAAAUUUAUUAUUAAUCUUAUUUUUUCCUUGAAUC